Molecule: messenger RNA, 1191 nt
Organism: Aricia agestis (brown argus)
Lineage: Eukaryota; Metazoa; Arthropoda; Insecta; Lepidoptera; Lycaenidae
Exons: 9
Coding region: 104-1165 (353 amino acids)
Source: RefSeq, a predicted model, not a curated record
GAUGCCCGAUACACUCCUUUACGUACACCGAGCGGCCGCGAAUGACGUGUAUAGUGAAAAAAUAUCCAUAAAAUAACCUACCUCCUUGAGAAGUCGGUUAAAAAUGAACAGAAACAACCAUAGAGUUCCGGAGCAAUUCGUGCUGGCCGCUAUUCUUUCUGGAGGACUGACCAUACUAACUUCCCUCGCGUACAUAACGUUAUGUACGGUAGCUCUGAUAUUCCGGUUUGACUGCUCAGCUGGUCAGCUGUCCAACACCGACGGCUCUCAAUACUUCCUCACCACCAUCUACAGAGUCUACAUUCAGAGUGCGGAUUGUGAGAACGCACUCAGAUAUGGCGGCAUCACGCAGUCACAUUCUGUCUUUAUACUCAUCACGAUCAUACUCUCCUUCUCCGUGCUCAGUCUGUGCUCUUCCAUCGCCAUCAUUGCAGUGGCAAACAGCGAGACAGGCAGUUCGACAAUAAAUAUAUACUCGUGUGUACACAUAGGAGUGUAUGUUGCUAUGCUAGUGGUGGACUUGACUUUGGCUAUCCACUUUGGAAUGGACCACACCCUACUUCAAAGUGAGCUGGCAAUGAGCACGCCAGGUCUGGGUAUGAACUAUGAGAAGGACAUGAUAAGACUAGGAUUACUGCUCCUCAUGACGAUAUCAUUAAAGGGGUACAUCAUACACGCGAUCAAUAUAGUCCUGUUGAUCGUGCUGGCUGUGUACGCUGUGAGACACCAGAGGAGGAACGACAAUGUGCACUCCAUUCAUAAUUUGGGUGUCCUUAAUGCUUUUGAACGACCAAAGCGAGUGGAAGACCCAUGGCAACAAAAUAAUGAAAUGUUCUACGCGCGUGGGCCCCACUCAAACAACGCGUAUAGCCACGACGAGGACUUCAACAGAAAUCCGAUAAGGGAAUCCCUGCAUAUGUCCAAUAAUCGUCCCCACGACCGCUCCAAUUCGUGGCACCGCAGCGAACCCGCGCCAGUCGGUUCCCGGCCCUUCUCUUACCUCGAGGAACCCAAGCGGCCGGUUCCCGUCAAACCACCCACCACGCCCACCAAGGACCCGAAUUGGAGACGAGACCCGUGGCCGCCUGCGCCGUACGUCCCCGAUCCUGACUACAGUCCCCCGCAGUCUAGAAGACUAAAGUCAGCGCUUAAGACUGGAUACUAAGCUGUAAAUAAAUAUCUACUUGUUAA